AUGGCACAACCUGCUGGUUCAUCAGCCUCUUUUGCACCUAGAUAUCAGGCUCCGCUUGUUGAUACUGGAUCAACCAGCCGAAAUCGAACUUGGGCGGCUGUGUGGUUAUGUAAUACAUCUGAUACCGUGUUGGCUGUGCCGCGUAUCAAAAUUACAACUGGAACAAUCAAGCAGACCACCGCAGAUGAACUCGGGCAAAAUACGAAAACAGAGCAGAUGGAACAGAACAGCCCUGGCAUACGGUUUGCCAGUGAUGCCCAAAAACAUGAAUAUUUUAUGGAGAAAGCCCUUGACAUGGGGACCAGACAUGCAGAAUUCCUAGCUAUUGAAGAAGUGUUGAGGAAUUAUCCACGAAGCAUAUUUCGUGAAACAGACCUCUACGUGACUGUUGAGCCAUGUAUAAUGUGUGCAUCUGCGUUAAGACAAUACCAGAUCAGGCAUGUCUAUUUUGGGUGCGCAAAUGAACGUUUUGGAGGGACUGGAGGUGUCCUCAAUUUACACUCGGACCCAGGAAUUGAUCCGCCAUAUGGCCUUACGGGAGGACUGUUCCGGAGGGAAGCAAUUAUGUUAUUACGCCGAUUUUAUAUCCAGGAGAAUGAAAGAGCGCCCAACCCAAAACCGAAAAAAGAUCGGGAACUAAAGAAUGAUUUUGGCGAAGAUGCGAGCAUGGGGAUGGAAUUCGCGGAGAUUUUGCCCCUGACAUAA
This is a messenger RNA of Histoplasma capsulatum G186AR, 705 nucleotides long. RefSeq names its product tRNA specific adenosine deaminase. The transcript has 4 exons. The coding region runs from base 1 to 705 and encodes 234 amino acids. The record is from RefSeq and is a predicted model, not a curated record. Lineage: Eukaryota; Fungi; Ascomycota; Eurotiomycetes; Onygenales; Ajellomycetaceae. Gene Ontology annotation, cellular component: nucleus; cytoplasm. Gene Ontology annotation, molecular function: zinc ion binding; tRNA-specific adenosine-34 deaminase activity. Gene Ontology annotation, biological process: tRNA wobble adenosine to inosine editing.